Molecule: messenger RNA, 441 nt
Organism: Aspergillus pseudonomiae
Lineage: Eukaryota; Fungi; Ascomycota; Eurotiomycetes; Eurotiales; Aspergillaceae
Exons: 1
Coding region: 27-185 (52 amino acids)
Source: RefSeq, a predicted model, not a curated record
AAUUAAGGUAGGCAGGGACUUCGUACAUGUUUGCUUUUUCUCUCCGAGUCACCGGCCUGGAACAGUCCGUUUUGGGGGGGCGCGUGUGGCCCAUCACCGUCCUUGCUUUGGUCUUCCCUCUCUCUCUAUCUCCUUCUCUCCCGUUCUACCUUAUAUCCCUCAUGUCUCUCUUCCCUAGCUCGUGAACAAUCCAGCUCUUCCUAUUGCUUGAGUAUAUUAAGCGGCCAACAGCCGAGCGAGGCGAUUGAAACCACGUUCUUCAGGUCUUCACCGCCUGUGACUUCUAAACGGUCCGCCCCUCGGUUUCUACAAACUUACCGUCAACCCUCCAGUCAGUGACCCAUUCCCUCUCUCUCUUCCCUCCCCCCCCACUCCGUCUCCCCUUCCCUCACUCUUUCACUCUUGUUGAAGAAUAAAAAGAGAGAGAGAGAGAGAGAGAGA